Messenger RNA from Mustela lutreola (European mink), 2270 nucleotides. It is a transcript of the gene SLC1A6, whose product is annotated as solute carrier family 1 member 6. Gene Ontology annotation, molecular function: neutral L-amino acid transmembrane transporter activity; glutamate:sodium symporter activity; L-glutamate transmembrane transporter activity. The transcript has 11 exons. Lineage: Eukaryota; Metazoa; Chordata; Mammalia; Carnivora; Mustelidae. The record is from RefSeq and is a predicted model, not a curated record. Bases 193 to 1887 code for a protein of 564 amino acids. Gene Ontology annotation, biological process: L-glutamate transmembrane transport. Gene Ontology annotation, cellular component: plasma membrane.
CCGGCGCUUCGCCGGGCUCCGGCACCUGCAUCCGGGCGCAGCGAGCAGGCCGAGGCGCAGGCGAGCCGCCCCCGCCGCUCCGGGAGCGGGCGCUGUUCUAAGCGUCAUGUGAAUUGGGCCAGCCAAGCCCCACAAAAGUGACCAGUUCCAUCAAGGUGGAGGGAGAUUUGAAAUAAAGAGCUCAGAUAGACCAUGAGCAGCCACGGGAACAGCCUGUUCCUGCGGGAGAGCGGCCAGCGGCUGGGCCGGGUGGGCUGGUUGCAGCGGCUGCAGGAGAGCCUGCAGCAGAGAGCACUGCGCACGCGCCUGCGCCUGCAGACCAUGACACGUGAGCACGUGCUGCGCUUCCUGCGCCGGAACGCCUUCAUCCUGCUGACCGUCAGUGCUGUGGUCAUCGGAGUCAGCCUGGCCUUUGCCCUGCGCCCGUACCAGCUUACCUACCGCCAGAUCAAGUACUUUUCUUUCCCUGGAGAGCUUCUCAUGAGGAUGCUGCAGAUGCUGGUGCUGCCACUCAUUGUCUCCAGCCUGGUCACAGGUAUGGCAUCCCUGGAUAACAAGGCAACAGGGCGGAUGGGGAUGCGGGCAGCUGUGUACUACAUGGUGACCACGGUCAUUGCUGUCUUCAUUGGUAUCCUCAUGGUCACCAUCAUCCAUCCUGGGAAGGGCUCCAAGGAGGGGCUGCACCGCGAGGGCCGCAUUGAGACCAUCCCCACAGCUGAUGCCUUCAUGGAUCUGGUCAGAAAUAUGUUUCCACCCAACCUGGUCGAGGCCUGCUUCAAACAGUUCAAGACACAGUAUAGCACGAGGCUGGUAACCAGGACCAUAGUGAGGACAGAGAAUGGAUCUGAGCCAGGCACCUCCAUGCCUCCCUCGUCCUCAAUGGACAACGGAACUAGCCUCCUGGAAAAUGUCACCUGGGCCUUGGGCACCCUGCAGGAGGUGCUGAGCUUCGAGGAGACUGUACCUGUGCCUGGCUCAGCCAAUGGCAUUAAUGCCCUGGGCCUUGUGGUCUUCUCUGUGGCCUUUGGGCUGGUCAUUGGUGGCAUGAAACACAAGGGCCGAGUCCUUCGGGAUUUCUUCGACAGCCUCAAUGAGGCUAUUAUGAGGAUGGUGGGCAUUAUUAUCUGGUAUGCACCUGUGGGGAUCCUGUUCCUGAUCGCUGGGAAGAUCCUAGAGAUGGAGGACAUGGCUGUCCUGGGGGGUCAGCUGGGCAUGUACACCCUGACCGUCAUUGUGGGCUUGUUCCUCCAUGCUGGUGGUGUCCUGCCCCUCAUCUACUUCCUCAUCACCCACCGGAACCCCUUCCCCUUCAUUGGGGGCAUGCUGCAGGCCCUCAUCACUGCCAUGGGCACAUCUUCCAGCUCUGCAACACUGCCUAUCACCUUCCGCUGCUUGGAGGAGGGCCUGGGUGUGGACCGACGCAUCACCAGGUUCGUGCUGCCUGUGGGGGCCACUGUCAACAUGGAUGGGACUGCUCUGUAUGAGGCCCUGGCCGCCAUCUUCAUCGCCCAAGUCAACAACUAUGAGCUCAACCUGGGCCAGAUCACGACCAUCAGUAUCACGGCGACAGCAGCCAGCGUUGGGGCUGCUGGCAUCCCCCAGGCAGGUCUGGUCACCAUGGUCAUUGUGCUCACAUCGGUCGGCCUGCCCACUGAAGACAUCACGCUGAUCAUAGCUGUGGACUGGUUCCUUGACCGACUUCGCACAAUGACCAAUGUCCUGGGGGACUCUAUUGGAGCUGCCGUCAUUGAGCAUUUGUCCCAGCGGGAGCUGGAGCUGCAGGAAGCUGAGCUUACCCUCCCCAGCCUGGGGAAGCCCUACAAGUCACUCAUGGCACAAGAGAAGGGGACGUCCAGGGGACGGGGAGGCAACGAGAGUGCCAUGUGAGGGGCCCCCAGCUCUGCCGCUCAGAGAGGAGGGAAUAGGGCUGGGGUGGGGGCGGGGGGGAUGUCCUAGGGAAGACCUGCUGCUCGAAUGACUGUGCACUAAACACACAUGUUCUGUCUGGCUUGUUUGGUGGAAACCGAGAUAAAGGAGCAGGGACGAAAGGAUGUCCAAGGCCUCCAUUUCUCUCUAAGUGCAUGGGGAGAACUUGUGGAGGGCAGUGAGCAAGGCAGGGAGGAAACUCUUCUCCUGGGACUGGGGGUGAGGACAGCUUCGGGUCCCACAAGCUGAGGGGUCAGCUUAUGUUAUUUAUUUUCUCAAGGAGUGGUGGAAUUGAAAGAGGUAAAGGAAAACUGCCAUUUAUUAUAAUAAAACAAUAUUCAUGA